AUGCACCGGGAGCGGCGCCGGCCGCUGCCCGCCCCGGGGGUGGGCCGGCUGGGGCCGACGGCGGGCAUCCGGGUAGCGGCGGGGUCGGGGUGCCACGGCCCGCGGGUGGUAAACACAGGUGUAGUUUCCUUUGUGGGCGGGGCCAGUGUGAUUGAACAGGAAGUGUGCAGAGUGAUUGACAGCAGGCAGGGUGUGGUUCCCAGAGGGAGAGAGCAGCUGGAAGGAGCCUCCUGGGAACUGAGGCUUCACCGAGCACUGGACCGAGAACUGAGACCCCAACUGCACACGCACCACCUGCACCCCGACCUGGGAGACCUGGACCUGGGAGUCCUGGACCUGGGAGUCCUGGACCUGGGAGACCUGGACCUGGGAGUCCUGGACCUGGGAGUCCUGGACCUGGGAGUCCUGGACCUGGGAGACCUGGGCCUGGGAGUCCUGGACCUGGGAGACCUGGACCUGGGAGUCCUGGACCUGGGAGUCCUGGACCUGGGAGGCCCCCACAGUCACAGAGAGGGACAGGACUGGACGGAAGGCGGCCGCAAACUACAGAGUCUGAGCAGAGCAGAAGUGGGAGCCGAUCGACUGGUGCUGUCUUUAGACUGGUCCACAGGAAGACUGGACAGCAGUGACAUUCGCGUGGUGUGCAGUGACUCCGCAGGCUGCAUUAGCGUGGUGUCGCUGGGAGAGGGCGCUGUGACAGUUCAGUCUCAGUGGAAAGCUCACGACUUUGAGGCCUGGAUCUCUGCCUUCUCUUACUGGGACACACAACUCAUUUAUACUGGUGGCGAUGACUGCAAACUCAAAGGCUGGGAUCUGAGAACGGGCCCCUCCUCUCCCACUUUCACCAGUAAACGGCACACGAUGGGAGUGUGCAGUAUUCACAGUAGUCCACAUCGUGAGCACCUCCUCGCCACGGGCAGCUACGACGAGCACGUGCUGCUGUGGGACGGCAGGAACAUGCGCCAGCCGCUCAGUGACAGCGCGUUGGGAGGCGGCGUGUGGAGGCUGAAGUGGCACCCGGCUCACGAGCACCUCCUGCUGGCCGCCUGCAUGCACAACGACUUCCACAUCCUGCACUGCAAACAGGCUCUGGAGGGCAGCAGUGAAUCCUGUCCCGUGGUGGCCUCCUACAUCCUCCACAACUCGCUGGCGUACGGAGCGGACUGGUCCCGCCUCAGUCUGGACGAGCCCGCGCCCUGCUCCCCACUCCCCUCCACCAGCGCCGCACCAAAGCAGCCGCUCCCAGGGUCCGGCCUCCACCUGCGCAUCCAGUACGAGUCUCCCACGGCCAGCUUCGACACCUCCCUGGAGGACGACAUGGGCCGAUACGUCCCCGACAGCAUCGAACCCCCAACCGCGCUCCCAGACCAGCCGCCCUGUCCCGACACAGACUCUGUGUCCUGUUUGCUCGCCAGCUGCUCUUUCUACGACCACAUGCUUCACGCCUGGAGUCAGACUCUUCGCUCAGUACAGGCUGCAGUGUGGCGCUUCGACCCCACAUCCAGAGGGGGCCUUUCUGUGUCUGCAUAG
Knipowitschia caucasica is the source of this 1530-nucleotide messenger RNA. Lineage: Eukaryota; Metazoa; Chordata; Actinopteri; Gobiiformes; Gobiidae. The record is from the annotation of a GenBank genome assembly.